AUGACAUCCACCAGCCAACACUACGAUCACGAGAAGACUACCGAAAACGCCAAUCGUGGGCUCAUUGCAAAACUAGAUCCUUGUAUUAUCAAAGACCGCAAUGGCCGUGUUGUCUGGGAUAACGACGCGUACGACUUUUUGUCCGCGCCUUGUCCGGACACAGCAAAUCCUAAACUAUGGCGACAAGCACAACUUGUUGCCCUACAGGGUCUUUUCAAAGUCACCGACGGCAUAUACCAGAUCCGAGGUCUGGAUCUCUCAAAUAUGACAAUCAUCGAAGGUGAUCGCGGGAUCGUGGUGGUGGAUCCUCUCACUUCCGCCGAAUGUGCAGAGGCCGCUCUCAACCUAUACUACGAACAUUUCGGCAAGAAACCAGUUUCGGGAAUGAUCUAUACGCACUCCCACGCUGAUCACUUUGGGGGCGCGAAAGGGAUAUUCGCAGAAAAUGAAGCCAGCUCUGUGCCAAUCCUAGCACCUUAUGGGUUUCUCGAGCACGCUGUCGCAGAAAAUAUCUAUGCGGGCAAUGCGAUGGCUCGAAGAGCUGCGUUCAUGUAUGGUGAUCAGUUACAGAAAGGACCUUCUGGUCAGAUCAGCUGUGGCUUGGGGGCCACUGUAUCAGCAGGAACAGUGACCCUGAUUGCACCCACUGUUGAUAUUACUCACACCGGUCAGGUAGAAGUGAUUGACGGAAUAGCUUUUGUAUUCCAAGUCACCCCCGGGACAGAGGCACCAGCGGAGAUGAACUUUUUCCUUCCUCAGUAUCGAACGCUGUGCGUUGCAGAGAACGCGACACAGUGCCUUCACAAUAUUGCUACUCUUCGUGGAGCUGCUGUCCGAGAUGCUCUUGCAUGGUCUUCGUACUUGGAUGAAACUAUUGUUCUCUAUGGUGAGAAAUCGGAUAUCGUUUUUGCUUCUCAUCACUGGCCUACAUGGGGCCAGGAUGCUAUUAUCGAAUAUCUCACGUUGCAGAGAGAUCUCUACGCAUUUCUGCAUGAUCAGACCUUGCGCAGAAUGAAUGAUGGGCUGACUGGCAUUGAAAUUGCCGAAGAGAUGCAGCUUCCCGUUCGGCUGCAAAAUGCAUGGCAUGCCCAAGGAUUCUAUGGAUCUGUCAGUCAUAACGUGAAGGCAAUUUACCAGCGUUACAUGACAUGGUUCGACGGAAACCCGGCACAUCUAUGGGAACAUCCGCCGGUUGAAUCAGCCAAACGCUACGUCGAUUGUAUGGGCGGUGUUGACGAGGUGAUUGAAAAGGCAAAUACCUUUUCCGAGAAAGGGGAUCUACGAUUUGCCGCCACGCUUCUCAAUCAUGCCGUCUUCGCAGACCCUGGAAACAAAAAGGCCAAAGAGUUGCUAGCCUCAACUUACGAGAAGCUGGGACAUGGGUGUGAGAAUGGUCCGUGGCGGAACUUUUACAUCUCUGGAGCGACUGAGCUACGGGGUUAUGUACCAGAAGGAAACGUGCUUUCUGGUCAAACAGGAAUGGCUGAGACGUUGUCACUUCAACAACUAUUUGCAUCGGUCGCUGUUCGACUGGAUGGCAGCCGGGCACAAGAAGGGAACUUCAUCAUCGACCUCUACGUGUCGGACCGAGACGAGCACUGUCGCUUAAUUAUCAGUAAUGGUGCUUUGAUCCACAGGACCAGGCAGCGUGUUCGUGAAGUAUCUUCAUCGGAAACGGUGGAUUUCUCAUGCUCCCUUACCUAUCUUCAGUUAAUGCAGAGUUUGGCUGCCGGGAAAGCCGAGGCUUUCAGUAAUGAGCAAGGAGAGCGUUCUUAUCUGGACCGGCUGCUUUCUCUCCUGGUCACUCCGAACCCAUCGUUCAAGAUUGUUACUCCAUAA
Molecule: messenger RNA, 1839 nt
Organism: Penicillium atrosanguineum
Lineage: Eukaryota; Fungi; Ascomycota; Eurotiomycetes; Eurotiales; Aspergillaceae
Product: alkyl/aryl-sulfatase
Exons: 1
Coding region: 1-1839 (612 amino acids)
Biological process (GO): dodecyl sulfate metabolic process
Molecular function (GO): protein dimerization activity; linear primary-alkylsulfatase activity
Source: RefSeq, a predicted model, not a curated record